This is a messenger RNA of Penicillium griseofulvum, 1917 nucleotides long. RefSeq lists its product as uncharacterized. The record is from RefSeq and is a predicted model, not a curated record. NCBI's taxonomy places the organism in Eukaryota, Fungi, Ascomycota, Eurotiomycetes, Eurotiales, Aspergillaceae. The transcript has 2 exons. The coding region runs from base 1 to 1917 and encodes 638 amino acids.
AUGCGUUUCUCCGCCGCCUUUAUUUCGACCCUGGUGCUCUCUAGUACCGCACUGGCCGGUCCUGCCGCUCAGGUAUCCUCAGCCGUGGGAGCUGGCGCGACCACAGAGGCAGAGGCCAACAAAAAGGACGUUGCGCAACCACAUGCAAACAGUGAGAGUGCAUCGGAGGCUACUCCUUUUGUGCAAGCAGCAGAGAACAUUGUCAACACUGCUGCGCAGCAAAAUACCCAGACUGCAACUCACGCUGCAGCGGCAGUAUCUACUGCUGAACCGAGCAAGAACGACAAGGAAAACAAGGAGAACAAGGAGAACGCUGCUGCAGACAUAGACAACGCAGUGCAGAAGGACAACCAGAGUGCUACGACUUCUACCAGCGCUGAGACUUCGGCCAAGUCGGACACCCCGGGCCUGAACAACAUCCUGCCAACAGAGAAAUCUGCCUCAGAGACUGCUACAUCUCAGGCCUCUCAAAUCACUAAAACAGGCUCUAGUGCUCAAGACACAGCUUCCACGACCCAUUCCACAAAGUCUCCAGAAGAGACACCACAGAACUCCUUCACAGGCGGCGGUAGGGAAGACAAGUACGGCAACGAUUUUGGGAGAUUCCUGGAUGGAAUCGGGGGCCUGUUCUCCCCUACUCUACUGGCGGAUAUCGAGUCCUUCUUCCACCAUGUCGGCUAUCUCCUCGAUGACGAGACCACACAGAAUACCAAGGACCUGAUUAAUACUGCUUCCGGUCUGCUCACCAAGAGCCUGAUCACAAAGGUCACCGGACUGCUUGACAACGCCAGCGACCUUUUGACUGCCGAAUUCGUCAAGGAGACCAAGAGUUUGAUCAAUGCUGUUGGUCCCGUGAUCACCCCUGAACUGUUCAAGGAGAUCAAUAGCCUUCUUGGCAACGCAAAUCAUCUCCUGACUGCCGAAUUCGUGAAGGAAAUCAAGGACCUCAUCAACGCCGUGUCCCCUGUCCUGACGCCCGAACUGUUUAAGGAGAUCAGUAGCCUCCUGGGUAACGCCAACAGCCUUCUGACUCCUGCGUCUGUGAAGGGAAUCAACAACCUGCUCACUAACGCCGGUGGCCUGUUGACUCCCGACUUUGUCAAAGAGGCCAAGAGCCUUAUCAGCGCUGUUGGUCCUAAUAUCACACCUGAGCUGUUCAAGGAGAUCAAUAGCGUUCUUGGCAACGCUAACAAGCUCCUUACCCCCUCAACUACUAAGGAGAUUAGCGGCUUGUUGGUCAAUGCCAACGCUCUCCUGACGCCUGAAACAACCAAGGAAAUCGGCGGCCUUCUCAACAACGCCAACAGCCUUCUGACCGCCGACUCCGUCAAAGAUAUCGGUGGCCUCCUCAGUAGCGCCAGCAGCCUGUUGACGCCCAGCUUCGUGAACCAGACCCAGGGCUUGAUUGGCGGCGUAACGAAGUACCUGACCCCAGAAAUUCUCGCAUCUCUCGGCCCCCUGCUCUCCAACGCCAACGACCUCUUGACGGAAGAUGGCGUCAAGGAGAUCAAUGGCCUACUCGGCAACGCCAACGAUCUCCUCACCGCAGAUUCAGUCAAGGAGAUCGGUGGCCUGCUGUCCAGCGCCAGCGAGCUGCUCACGCCCAAGUUCGUCCACGAGACCCAGGGCCUGAUCGAUCUGGUCGCACCGGCUAUCACGUCUAAGCUCCUUACCAACGUCUCCUACUUGCUUGGAAACGCCACUGGCUUGCUGAGCCCAUCAUUCAUCAACGACACCCGCACUCUCAUCACUGAUGUCUCGCCUGUCAUCACUCCCGACCUCCUCGCUGAGGUGGGUGGUCUUCUCGGAAAUGCCGGCGAUCUCCUCACACCCAAGUUCGUGAACGAGACCCAGACUCUGAUCGAGGAUGCCGCAGAUAUCCUUCCGCUUGUCAUGAAGCUGCUCGGGUCGUUGUAA